AUGGCAUACCAGUUCUUUUCAAAGAACCAGACAAGACUAGCGACUUCUCCGUCUUCGCUGUCUCCUCCACCGACCAGCCGCCAACCUGUGCGGCCUCCUAUCCACCCCCCGCCAGUUCACCCGCCUCAAUCAGCCGUCGCAAACACGUCCGGCCCGAGACACUCGAAAGAAGAAAUAUUUGACCCCUAUCUUCACGAUAUUCCAGCUGGUGUGACGACUCCACACCCCCAUAUAACAGUCGAGAAAGUCAAUACGGCGCAUAUCCCUUCCUUGACGCGGAUCACGGGCUUACUCCUUCCCAUCCGCUACCCGAACGCGUUCUACACAGCUAUCAUAACUGAUCCGGUGAUCGCUUCUCUUUCGCGGGUUGCUAUUUAUCAUGACCAUCCUGUUGUUGCAGCUCCCGGGUCCGGUGCAUCUGUGGGGACAGACAAAGUGAUUGGGGGCAUUCGGUGUCGGCUAGAAAGAAUCCAACAGGCAGAGGACUCAAACAAAGAGACUCAAACCCAAGGGGAUAGCACCCCCACAACUCUCUACAUUCAGACUCUACAUCUUCUCUCCCCAUAUCGGGGCUGUGGUGUUGCCGCAUCGCUAUUGAAUUCGCUUCUCUAUGCGGACCGAAAGAAGAAAGACUCAUACCAGGUGUCCGAGCUUGUCAAACACUAUAACAUUCGCUCUGUGACAGCACAUGUCCAUGAGGCAAACGAAGAAGGGUUGGACUGGUAUAUUGCUCGUGGAUUUAGGGUUGACGGCGAGGUAGCCGAAUACUAUCGGCGACUGAAGCCCUCGGGCGCGAAGAUCGUACGACUAGAUCUGAAUUGGAAUGAAGAAGAUGAUACACAUGCUCCGAAAGAAAGCAGUUCCCAGACUGUCAGUCCUCCCCGGGAGGUAGAAGAUGAGGACUGGGAGAAGGUGGAAGCGGAGGAUGGAGAAGAAGGCGACCAUGGAAUACAGCAUUUGAAUGAGUCGCAAGUCCUUGAAAAACAGGAUACACCUUCGCGCAAGCGCAAAGCUGAAGACGACAAACACAAACCUCUAGUCCGGUGA
Molecule: messenger RNA, 1047 nt
Organism: Penicillium coprophilum
Lineage: Eukaryota; Fungi; Ascomycota; Eurotiomycetes; Eurotiales; Aspergillaceae
Product: GNAT family N-acetyltransferase
Exons: 1
Coding region: 1-1047 (348 amino acids)
Biological process (GO): mitotic sister chromatid cohesion
Cellular component (GO): NatA complex
Molecular function (GO): acyltransferase activity, transferring groups other than amino-acyl groups
Source: RefSeq, a predicted model, not a curated record